Actinia tenebrosa (Australian red waratah sea anemone) is the source of this 1165-nucleotide messenger RNA. RefSeq lists its product as uncharacterized. NCBI's taxonomy places the organism in Eukaryota, Metazoa, Cnidaria, Anthozoa, Actiniaria, Actiniidae. The record is from RefSeq and is a predicted model, not a curated record. Gene Ontology annotation, molecular function: DNA helicase activity. Gene Ontology annotation, biological process: DNA repair; telomere maintenance.
AUGGCAAGGAUUUUGAAUAAAGAACAAUCUCAAGUCCUUGAAGCAGCUGUGAAAGGGCACAACCUAUUUGUAACUGGGCAAGCUUUCUCUGGGAAGUCAUUUGUAGUAAAGGAAAUUUUUAAACGUUUCACUUUGGCCGUCAAGAGGGUAUGCAUUAUAUGCUCCAGCGGCAUCGCAACGACUGUUUAUAGUGAUCUAAACACUGAAGUCAGCACAGUACACUCUUUUUUUGGACUGCAAACAGCAGAUCUGCCGUAUGACUUGGUUGUGGACAGGUCAACGUCCAAUAAUAUAGUCAUUGAAAGAGUAGCAAACUAUGACUGUCUUAUCUGGGACGAAGUCAGCAUGUCCAGUCGAAGAAUCCUUCAACUCGUCAACGAGAUUCAACUGCUACUGACAGCCCCCGAUCGCGACCAUGCUAACCCUCUGGCUGGAAAACAAGUCAUUUUAGUCGRAGAGUUUUUACAACUUAGACUGGUCCCAAGCUUGUUCGAUGAGGGGGAAUUUUUAUUCCGCUCGCCGAUAUUUCAGAAGGCCUUUCCCCAUCGCUUCAGUCUCACGCAAAUUAUGCGUCAAGACGAGAACCUGAACCUCUUCCUUCAGUGCCUCAAAGAACUUCGUCUGGGACAGUGUUCUGAUAACACUCUUCAUUUUCUUCGUAGUUUGUCAAGACCUCUUCAGCCAGCGUCCAAGGAUCCUGUCCACAUCUUUUUCAGGCGAAUUCCCAUGGAAAUGUACAACCUGGAUGUCUUGCUAACUUUGCCUGGGGAACUUAUCACCUUUAAAGCGGUAGAUAGCAAAGAUACARGAAACAUCAAGUGCCCAGCAGAACGCAUAUUGCUUCUCAAGCCCGGCGCCCUCGUAAUGUUGGUUUGGAACAAGUCGAGAGACUUAAAAAAUGGCUCACAAGGAGUGUUUAUCGAAACACGAGGGGAAGUUCUCUUUGUCGACUUCCAGAACGCUGGAAGAGUGGCAAUUCAGAGGGAGACCUGGCAGAAGUGCGCAAAUGUAGUUAAAGGUGUAUUAAAGAGACAUGUACCUUUACAGGGAUAUAAGCUGAGACAUAUGAACAUUUUGCGUCGUGGAUCUAAUGUGAGAGAUGUGCCAGAUGUACAUGUUGAAUCGUCAUCUGAAUCAGAGAACGAGACAUCAAGUAACUUCCAAG